UCUCCACACUCAGAGCAUCCGCCCAACCGUUCGGAUUGAGCCCUCUUUUCCGGAAAAAAUAUAAUCUCUCCCAUUUUCCUCUAAAAUCUGGAAAGAUUAUUCCUUAGGAGAGGAAAGAGCUUCCUUUUCUACUCGUCGCUGACAAAAGAAGCGAGGCGUUUGUUUCUUGCGAAGGACUUGUGCUUUUUUCAAUAGAGAGCUAUGGGUUGCGCCAAUUCAAAGACGGGAACUACGGGGGCGUACGGAGCCCCCGAAGAGGAGGCAGCGGGUGGAGCUGCUCCGAAAGUGAUGGUGGACGGAGAGGCUCAAGAUGGUGCCGUUGCUGCAAAUGGAAAUGCUGUCUCUUGCGCCAAUGGAGCUGAAGACGCCACAGCCGGCGGAGAGAAAGAGGCUUGUAAUGGCGACGCCGGCAACAACGACGAGAGUGAUGCUGCGCCAUCUGGCGGCGGUAACACUGAGCAAAAUGGCGGCACUGGAGAAGAAGCGGACAAAUCGAUCCAAGAUGGCGCCGGAGAGGAAGAGAACAAGCAGGAAGAUUCGAAAGAUGAGGAGGAGAAGAAUACAGAGGAGGCAGCGACAGAGAGCAGCGAAAACGCCGAAUCUAGGGAAAACAAUGACGAGGAGAAACCCGAGUAAAAAUUACAUAUUACAAUUGAAGGGAAGAAAAGAAAGAAAACAAAUGCAAAAUGGAGACAAAAAAAUCGAACUUAGUUUUCCUUUUUUUGGUAUUUUGUUUAAAGUUUUCGUUUGAUAUCCAAAGAUGGUUAUUGCAUUAGAAUGUUUAAUAAAAUGCCAAAGAUAGACUGGAUAGGUUAUGUAUGCACCAGCGUAUCGUUAGUUAGCAGUAAAAAUUUUAUUCAAUUAAAAAUCUUUCAUGUUUCAGACAUAGAUAUCAAUGAAUAAGUGACAAACGAUCUCUUUUUCUAAAAAUAAAAUUAUAUCAUAAAAAUAUGACUACAUGCAAUUUUUAAUUAAUUAAAAUAUUUUAGAUGAAGAAUUAAGAAAGCAUUUUGAAUUAAAAAUUUUAAAAAAUUAAUCUUCUAGAAUUAUUCCUUUAUGAACUUUUUUCUUUAUUUUAUGAGAAAACGUAAAAAAAAAUAUAUAUAUAUAUAAAGUUCUUUAAACUCAGCUUACGCUCCAUUUUAUAAUUAAAAUUAGUUUUAACUAUUCGCUUUCGCGAACAAUAUUUGUAUAAAUGGUUAAAAAUAGUUUAAAAUGUGAAAAUGUUGCUAUAAUCUAUAAAUUUCACAAGUUUUCACUCAGUUUACGCUGGUGAAUGCGAAACCAAUUCUAAAUGAAUGAAUGAAAAGAUUUUUAUAUAAAAAAACAGACAUUGAUAAAAUUCCUAAAAACAUGAAGAACUUUGCUGAAGAAUGGUGUUUACAGAUUCUUGCUCAGUGUGGAACUUUGAACUGAAGGUAGGAUAUGUUCGAUUCUGUGCGAAUGUGCCAAGCUAGUAUAUUUACCGGGAAAUGAAACUAAAAGCUAAUCUACUUCAUAGAAUGGCGUCUAUCUCAGAUGGUAGACGAAUUGGAUUAAAAAAAAAUAUUGUUCUUUUUUCCUUAGACUCUGGUCAAGAAGGCUCAACAAUUUUGAAGCUACUUCAUUGUCAUGUAGGAAUCAAAGAAAGUGAUUAAUAGUUAUCGCAACCAAAUAGUUUAAGUCUGUUUACGCUAAACUAUUCGAAACAAAGAUCAAAAUAAAUGAUUUAAACUCAAAUUAUAUUUAAAUUUCUUUAAAUCCUUUGCAGGAAUUAAUUAAAAAAAUAACUUCUAAAAAUCGUUUCUAAAUCAUUUAAAAAAAUUCUAAAAAUUGUUUGUAUAAAUUAAUAAGAUAAAAUUCUAAGUGUCUAUUUACUCAAACGGUUGGGUGAUUUUGUAAAAAAAAAAUUGUAAAUAUUUAAAAAAAAUCAUAAUUCUGCAAAUAUUUCGAACAAUUAAUUUUUACAUAUUUAUCAAAAAUGUCAAGACUUGGCAAUAAAUUUUUUUAAAAAAAGUUCAAAAUUGAUUCUUAUUAGAACUUUCAAUUUUAAAUCACGAAAUUUCAGCUAAAGAAAUAUUUAAAAAAAUGAUUUUGGGGAAUGACAUAUUAAAAUUUAUAUUUUGACUUUCUUAUAAAGCAUUUUUUCUGAUUAAUAGUUAGGAAAUGUUCAUAUUACUUUUUUGAAACCAAACAAUUAUUGUUUGCAUUUAUUUUAAAACUAAUUAAAAACGUAGUGUCAUUGUAAAUUUCACAUUGCAUUUUAAGCAUUGUAGGUUUAUAAUUCAUCACAUCGCUUUAAAAUACACUUUCAAAAUUAUCAGGGCAAAAUUUUGAAUUAUGCUAGUGAGAUGUUUCAAAACAAUUGGGCUGCAGGCUCAUUCAGUGGUGUGAUAACUAUUAAUUACCUUUUACACGUCUACGUCCAAUUUUUAACUGUGCAUAUCUUCGCAUUCUGAACUAACUACUAUAGUUGAUCGUGCUUGUUUGUAUGUGAGUGUCUGUUAAUUGUCUAUAUGCUGCAAGAUAAAAGGAAGCAAGAAAGAAUACCCUGCAAAAGAUAAAAAAAAUUGGAAAAAUGCGUUGCCAAGGGCGACCAUCCAUUUUUAGAAUAAUUUUUCGCUAUGUUUAUAAAUAAAAAAAGGGAUUAAAGGGAAAUAGAAUCUUAAAAAAUACACAAUAGAAUAAAAUUAACGUAAAAAUUAGGAAUUGAAACUAAAUUUCCAACGAUAAAUAUAUUAAUUUAUGCAUUCUUGCAAAUAUCGUUUUCAAUCAUCCUACAUUUUUAUCUGAAUAAAUUUAAUUUUAUUGAAUACUUAGAUAUAUAUAAAAUAAAAUAUGAUUUCUAUGCAUUUGGAUUUUAGAUUAAUUUCUGUAUAUAAUUAUAGGUAACAUGAAAUUAAUGUCAGCAAAUUCAAAAUUAUGACUAAAGCAUUGAAGUUCAUUUUUACAAAAUGAAGAAACUUAAGCUUUAAUAUUUCAACAUGAUAAAUUACAAUAAAGAUCAAUGAUAUUAAUUCUUUUUAAUUUUUAUUAACAAAAAUAAUUAAAUAGACCUUUUAAAAGAAGAAAAUUAAUCAAAAAUGAAAUUGUUUUCGAAUUUAAAUUGUUUUUGAAUAAGUAAGAAACAAUUAUGAAGAAAAUAAUAAUUAUAAAAAUUCUAAUUUUAAAUUAUUAUGUAUUCUUUAGGAAAACGAACAAACAGCAAAGUUUAGUGAAGUAAAAAAAGGAGCUAAUUCUAUUAAAAACGAAAUAACAUUUCUGUUUAAGAAAUGUUUCUUAGAAAAUGGAUGGUCGAUUCGGUAUAUGGUGAUUUUUUAAGCAAACAAUUAAUAAAUCGUCCAUACAUACCUUUAAAUCUACUUACAUGAUAAACGACCAACUUUAAUAAGCAAUUUACAUCAAUUUUAAUAUGAAUAAAUUUUUUUGCGAAACUAAACUUUACUAAAAAAAGAAAUAGAUGCUCUGUAUUAUUCGUUCAAUUUUGGACACUUAAUGCCUUUCAAGUAAACUAAAUUUUGCGUGAAUGAUUUUAAUCACGCAAUCCAUUAAAUAUUGCCUCAAUAUUUAAUAUACAUUUACACUUAAGAAUUUAUUUGGAAAUUUUACAAACAUUUUAGCUUGUAUUUGAUGCUCAAUAUGUAUUUGAUUUUUUUAGCAGUGAUUUGGAUUAUCAUAAUAAUUCCAUGUGUAUAAAAAAGGCACACAAUUGCUCAAAAUUACUUAUUGCCAAGAUUCAGUAUCUUAAAUAAAAUAUUCCAUUUUUUAUUACUAUUAUUCUCAAACGUAUUGCUACUUAUUAGCACUAACUGCAAUAAACCGAUUUGAAAUAGUAAAUAUUACCAUCACAUCAUUAAAGAUUUUUCAUCUGUUUUUUUUAAAAUAAUUUUUACUUUAUUUUGUAUAUUUCUAAAUUUUUAUACUAUUUCAUAUUUUGCAAUUUUUUUAGUUUUUUUUUAUACUGAUAGAAAAAUGCCGUCUCGUUUUCUUGAGGACAAUGCAAGAAAGCAAGACCAGUGAUUUGGAAGAAGCAUUUCACUUUACAUCAUUUUUUUAUUAUAAAUAAACAUCACAUUUAAGAAAAAAAGUGAUAAAAAAUUUCUAUAAUGGCACAAUUUAAACACACACGUGAGAAUAGAUAGAAGUUAAAUAACACAAGAUUAAAACUAAAAGUUGAAAUAAUCAAAGACAAUGCUCAAUUCGAGACUUCUAAAUUUUUGAAAAAAAACUUUUAGACUAUAGAUUUUUUUCUUAAAUCUGCUUAUGUUAGAAUUAUUAGAAUGCUUACUUUAGAAUCUCAGGUUCAAUUUUGAUAAUUAUAUUAGUUCUUCGCAUAUUAUAAUAAUAUUCUAGCAAAUCAAGGCUUUAAAGUUAUAUACUAUUUCAAUUUCAGUAAGUAAUAAAUUAUACUGUUGUAAUAAAAUUUUUACCUCAAAGACAAAAAUGGCACCGAGAAUUUGAAACGUAAAAGGUAAUUACCAAAUUUUUACACCAUUUCUUAUUAAAUUUACGCUAAAUCAAUAAUAAAAAUUUCUAAAUUCAAUUCAAUUACCUUAACAUAAUAGUUUCAUUAUUUAAAAAAGUAACAAUAUUUCUUCAACGUGCGAAUAAUGCCAGGAAACUUCAAACUCGAAUGAAAUAGCUUUUGUAUCAUUUGAGAACACACGUUACUUUAGUUCCAAUAUUUUAUGCUACAGAAUUUUUUAAAUGGUGAUGCUAGCAUCUGUCCAUUUCAGAUAAAGCAUUUACAUUUACAUUAAUGCUUAUUUAAUUAAAAAGGUACAGAUGGUGCUUUUUUUCCACAUACGUAGACUACUGCUGAUAAUUUAUACUGAUUCAUUAAGUAGGAGUUUUAGGCGUAGUUAUUUAGUCUUUCAAUUUUGUUUUGCUAAUAAAAAAAUCCGAGAAGCCCACAUCGGUGAGUAUAUAUAUAUAUAAAUAUGUAUGUAUACAAAUGUAUGUGUUUGAUUGUAUGUAUAGUAUUGCUCAAGUUGUCUUUUUCCGUAACAUAAUUUUUAAUCAUUUUGCACAAGAAAAAAAAAGUAAUAUUGAAAUUCUUUUUAUUAAAAUAAUUCUAAUAUUUAAAUACGCACAAGGUUGAAUUGGUACAAUAGCUCAAAACUUUUUUAUGUACUCUUGUGUCGAAUAAUGCUCAACAAUCGAACAAAUUUUUUAUUUCAAAGAUUUUAUAGAGAAAAAAAUUCAACAAUAAAUGUUAAGUAGAGACUUACGUCCAUGUUUUUAUGAGUAGAAUUUUUUUAUUCGAUUUAAUUUAAGCGUUUAGGCAAACAAAAGGCGAAGUGCUUCGUUUUUAGUUUAAAUAUAGGAGUUUGUGCUUGAGCAAUUCUAUGACGUAAGAAAACCUUAUUCUGUGUUUCCGUUUUGUACAGUAUGAUGUAUCCUUCCAGCAUCUUAGUUUAUAGUUGUACAUAAUAAAAUUGGUGCUUAGUUUCGAACAACAGCUGGUAUGUGUGCCGAUUUUGAUACCAAAAGGUGCUACAACAUGUAACAAAAUAUUUAUUUGCUGUAAAUGUUUUAUUAUUUCUUUCAACUAUAGUUACUGAGCAAUAGACUGUAUGAGCACUAGACUAUGCUGUACAUUUUUUCAUUAGUUUUUGAGUUCAUCUGUACUACUGGAUGGAAUUGUAGCAAUGGAAUUUUUAUGUGUGCUUCAUUAUGUUAUCCUUAUACUAUUAGUUUCAUCUUACAUCAACUAAUUCCUAGGGACUUUAUACUCGAGAAAUCAUUGAAAACUGUACAUCUCAAUCAUGUUAUUAACAAUAAAUUGGCACUGUAAUUAUAAAGUAUCAUUUAGAAUUCUAAAAACAAUAAAAAUGGAUAAAAGACAAAAGAAAACGAUGGAAAUCUUCAGCAUAUAUGUAUCAUGCUUUACUACCACUUUGUACAAACUGAAAAAAAAAAUAAUAUUAAUAAUAAAAAUGUGUUAGUAGGAAAUUGAUUUCUUUUCCAACAUUUCACGUAGAAUGAGACUGUUUCUAAGACUAAACUUGCCCAAGAGAAAACAAAAAAACAACAGGCUAGCUUGAUUCCCAGAACUUAAGAAAUUCACGUAUUCUGUACACGCUGUUGGAUGUUUUUCGAAGCAGCAUGUCGAAUGACCACCCCACCCCUACCCGUACGAAAUGCUUGUUCAUAAUUUUGGCUCCAUUGUCAGUGUGCUGCCGAAGUUUCCCCCUCAAGUGUUCUCGUUUCACAAGUUAUUUGUUGCAGAAGCAUGUGAGAAUUUUUUCUGUAUAUGAUGAAUUUGAUCUUUUUAUCUAAUAAAUGGUUUUAAAAACA
Argiope bruennichi is the source of this 6279-nucleotide messenger RNA. RefSeq names its product paraneoplastic antigen Ma6F-like. The transcript has 2 exons. The coding region runs from base 202 to 636 and encodes 144 amino acids. The record is from RefSeq and is a predicted model, not a curated record. Lineage: Eukaryota; Metazoa; Arthropoda; Arachnida; Araneae; Araneidae.